Molecule: messenger RNA, 1104 nt
Organism: Trichoderma asperellum CBS 433.97
Lineage: Eukaryota; Fungi; Ascomycota; Sordariomycetes; Hypocreales; Hypocreaceae
Source: RefSeq, a predicted model, not a curated record
GUGGGCGGCGCCCUCGAACUUGACCCGUGCUUCUUCGCAUCGUAUAUCUCUCGGACAUGGCGCAAUCUGAAGGCGCAGGACCCGCAGGCUUGCACGCUCCCGUCGCGCGAGCGCCGUCAGGGCUUUGUGCCGCUCUACUACCACCGAACCAUCGUGGCGCAUGGCCUGGAGCCGCACACGGCGCAGUUGUUGCGCACCUGUAACCACCCACGCAAGCUCUUCGUGCUGUCACCCGUCAAGGGCCAGCGCCUCGGCCUGGCGCAGCACGCCUGCGUGGUCUCGAGCAUGGUGCGGGCAGAUGGGCGGUGGAUCGGCAUCAUCCUCGCCGAUCCGCCCUUCCGGAGCCGCAACGACUACGUGGCGCUGCGCUCGCGAUCGCCAGUGCCGACAAACCUCAGCAUCACGCCCUUUCUGGGCGGCUGUGAGGACUUCCAGUACAACGCGGCCGUCCACGCGACCAAGAGCGACCGUCGCGGCAUGCUCGACGAACUAGUUUACUACUGGACCGCGUCCGGGCCGCCGGCGGGUAUUUUCGAGGCGUCCGGGCCGCCCUCGUUGCAUGCGCUCGCUUACCUGCCGCUCCGGAUCGUGGCGGCCGAGUGGGUCAACUAUAUAACACUCGUGGACUUCAGCGCCAAGGAAUACGAGUGGAAUGGCAGCGACAACGACGCUCCGGGGAGAGGCACUCGUGAUGCUACCGCCGUAGCAUCGCGGACGGACUGGAAAGCCAAGGUCGAUGCCCUCGAUGCGCGGCUCCGUGCCCUACAGGCGCACUUCGACCACGGCGCUGCCAACGCCUGGGCAGCAUUGCGAUCCGACUACAUGUCCCUGGCGACCGAAAUCACAGAGCACGGGGCACGACUCGAGAGCAUGCUGGCCGUGGUGGCAUCGGGCAUGGCGCUGCUUGAGGGCCGUCGCGCCCUGGCCGAGGCGGCCAAUAUCACCCGACUGACGGUGCUUGCCUUCGUCUUUCUCCCGCUGACUUUCGUCGCCGGCCUCUUUAGCAUCGGUGGCUCCGAUGUGUAUGCGCCUGGAGGCUCGCACUUCUGGGUCUACUGGGCUGUUGCGCUCCCCCUAACGCUCAUAGUUAUGCUCAUGGUGCGC